AUGUUAUUCCAUCGUGCCUGGAAUCUGGACUAUUCAGAAGCACAACAUAGAGAUAUGAUGACGGGCAAACACAUUGUUCGUGAUGUAAUGUGCAGAAUUUGUCACAAGAAGGUUGGGUGGAUGUAUGAGUUUGCUAUGGAGGAAUCUCAGCGUUACAAGGAGGCUCGUGUGAUUCUUGAGAAAGCACUCGUCGAUGAAGAGGAUGGAUUUCCCGACCCAGCUGGUGCACUUGAAACUCAUGAGCAGCCGCCUUCGUGA
Molecule: messenger RNA, 258 nt
Organism: Strongylus vulgaris
Lineage: Eukaryota; Metazoa; Nematoda; Chromadorea; Rhabditida; Strongylidae
Source: the annotation of a GenBank genome assembly